Molecule: messenger RNA, 474 nt
Organism: Vanrija pseudolonga
Lineage: Eukaryota; Fungi; Basidiomycota; Tremellomycetes; Trichosporonales; Trichosporonaceae
Gene: rbx1
Product: RING-box protein 1
Exons: 7
Coding region: 69-389 (106 amino acids)
Biological process (GO): protein ubiquitination; ubiquitin-dependent protein catabolic process
Cellular component (GO): nucleus; cullin-RING ubiquitin ligase complex
Molecular function (GO): ubiquitin protein ligase activity; zinc ion binding; cullin family protein binding
Source: RefSeq, a predicted model, not a curated record
CGAUUGAUUGCUCAACCACCUCCUUCCUUCUCUUCAUUCUCUUCACUUUCUUCUUCUUCACACCCACCAUGUCUGCCAUGGACGUUGACACCCCCUCCUCUGCCGUGGCCAAGGACAAGAAGCCCCGCUUCGAGGUCAAGAAGUGGAACGCCGUCGCGCUCUGGGCGUGGGACAUUGUCGUCGACAACUGCGCCAUUUGCCGUAACCACAUUAUGGACCUCUGCAUCGAGUGCCAGGCCAACCAGGGUGCCGAGAGCGAGGGAUGCACCGUCGCCUGGGGUAUCUGCAACCACGCGUUCCACUUCCACUGCAUUUCUCGAUGGCUCAAGACUCGCCAGGUCUGCCCCCUCGACAACCGUCAAUGGGAGCUCCACCGCUACGGCCGGUAAUCGCCCGCCGCGGCCGGCUUCGAGCCACCACUCGUUCUCAUUCAUCCUUCAUGUGUACAACGCGAGAUGUAAUACUGCGCAUUCA